This is a messenger RNA of Trematosphaeria pertusa, 1640 nucleotides long. RefSeq lists its product as uncharacterized. The record is from RefSeq and is a predicted model, not a curated record. Bases 315 to 1178 code for a protein of 287 amino acids. Lineage: Eukaryota; Fungi; Ascomycota; Dothideomycetes; Pleosporales; Trematosphaeriaceae. The transcript has 2 exons.
UGGACGGACCGCAGCAAAAGUAUUGUCGUUCAUUUUCCCACGGUUUCCACUGUGUGGACUGGCUCAACUUGGUGGUUGAUAAUCCCGCCAAGCGCGGCCACAGCCGCGAAUCCUUCGACGGUGGUGCCGAACGAAACCUUCUCUCCACCUCGUUUGCGAAGUUACAUCGACCGGUGAGUCAAAAUGCAGGCUCUUCGCGUUCCCAACGUCCCUCUUUAACCUUCCCGGCCCCCGUCGCUCGUUCCUGGAGUCCAAAAAUUCCGCUAUUCGUUCGCUUUCCCUGUCCGUCAUUUUCGCUCGCUACACAUCGCAGGAUGUCGAACCCGAACGGCUUCCGCACCGUGCUACUCCUGACGCCACCGCUCUUCCUCCUUCUCCCGAUUUCGGUUCUGGCUUUCGUUCUCGAGCGCAUCACCCAAGCCCUCCUCCUCGCGCAGACGCUUCGCAGUUGGCGCAACGGCGCGCAGGAAAUUACCGUCUACGGCCCCACUGCGAACUCCACAGACCCCUCCGACUAUGACUACACCGACGUCUCCCUAGGCAUAAACUAUGCACCCACUGCUGCAAUACUCGGCGUCAGCGUUGUCGCGUUCGUUGUGAGCAUUCUAGGCGUGUGCGGGAUAUGGGAGCUGAGGAGGAUGGAGGGCUCCGCGAGAACACAGAGGGUGUGGAGUUGGUUAUUGCUGGUUGCUCAUGUCGCCGUGGUGGGCUUAAGUGUCGGUGUGCUGGCGUAUGCGAGUGCGCUGCAAGGGAGCGAGAAGAGCUGGAAGAGCUAUGCGGAUGUGGGGAAGGAAGGGCAGAGGUUCACAAGGGAGACAUGGGUGUGUCAGAUCGACGAGUUCUACCCCAAGCAGGAUUGGGCGAGGCCGGCUUGUGGGCUUGCGAAAGCGACGAGACUCAUUCUGAUUCCCCUGGCUGUAUCCGCGGCUCUGGUAAUACUGGGCACGUGGAUUCUCGUACGUGACCGGGGAGGUGCGGCGUGGUUGGUUGGGGGUAAGGGUCGCUAUGGGGCCUUCAAGAGCGUUUAUGAGCUGCAGCCUCCUGCACCGGCAUAUCCGUUUCAACCGGCGCCGCAGUUCUAUCAGAUGCCGCCGGCACAAGCACCAGUUCAGUUCCAGCCAGAACCAACAGUCCAGAAACAUGCCGCAACGACCGAAGAAAGAACUGUUUUCAGAUAAAGAGGACACCGUUCAGUACGGUAGGUAGUAAUUCCCAACGCUCUUACGUAAACAUAAUGUACUCAACUACUUCUUAUUUCCAUUCUUCCACUUCGAGGCUUGUUUUCAGUCUCGUGCACGGCCUGCUACUCUUGUUUGGCAAAAUCCACACGGUGUCCACCCAUUCUGGAGGAGCCGAGGUUCGCCUUCGCUCGUCUUCACCCUCUUCAUUCCUGGGACGUCUACCGAGCUAGCACCCUGUCUGGUUGAACUUCAAGAUGUCCGUGGCAUUCGAGCCAAGAGCGAUCGCUAGCUCAAUCCAUUUCUGACUUCCUGUUAUAAUCUUUCGCUAAGACAGUGGAAGGAGAACUCACGUCGAGCUUUGCCGGAGCAGGAUGAUGCUCGCGACUGAGAGCAUACAGUGUCGUCCAAUUCUGAGUCUGUACAAUUGCGUGACCGUUGCGGUACUCUACCGAUCUAGUC